CAGGCCGCGCGGGUAGCGGGAGCCCCGGAGCCCCGGCGGCCUGCGAGCCCGGAGCCGGCAUGGACCCUGAGCGCUGCGCGCCUUUCGCGGUGGGGCCGGCAGCCGGUCCCUAUGCGGCCGCGGGGGACGAGCCUCCGGGCCCCCAGGGGACCCCCGAUGCUGCGCCUCACCUGCACCCCGCGCCACCCCGUGGCCCACGGCUGAGUCGCUUUCCGGCCUGCGGGCCCCUGGAACCCUACCUCCCAGAGCCCGCCAAGCCGCCCGCCAAGUACCUGCAGGACCUCGGGCCGGGCCCGGUGCUCAACGGCGGCCACUUCUACGAGGGCCCCGCGGAAGCUGAGGAGAAGGUCUCCAAAGCUUCCAGUUUCCCCCAGUUGCCGGUGGACUGCAGAGGGGGUCCCAGAGACGGGCCCUCUAAUGUGCAAGGUUCCCCAGGACCCUGCCUGGUCAACUUGCGCGUCCCUCUUUCCCCGGGACUUUCUGACUCCAUGGAGUUGGCCAAGAGCAAGAGCAAGAAGCGCCGGAACCGCACGACCUUCAGUACAUUCCAGCUGGAAGAACUGGAGAAAGUCUUCCAGAAAACCCACUACCCUGAUGUGUACGCCCGGGAGCAGCUGGCUUUGCGCACGGACCUGACUGAGGCCCGGGUACAGGUCUGGUUCCAGAACCGCAGAGCCAAGUGGCGGAAGCGGGAGCGUUAUGGGAAGAUGCAGGAGGGGCGGAACCCUUUCACCACUGCCUAUGACAUCUCUGUGCUACCCCGAACUGACAGCCAUCCUCAGCUGCAGAACUCCCUGUGGCCCAGUCCAGGGUCUGGGAGCCCAGGGGGGCCCUGCCUCAUGACUCCAGAGGGCAUCCCCUCUCCAUGCAUGUCUCCAUACUCCCACCCCCAUGGAAAUGUGGCUGGCUUCAUGGGAGUGCCAGCCUCCCCUGCAGCCCACCCUGGCAUCUAUUCCAUCCAUGGCUUUCCUCCUGCCCUGGGAGGGCACAGCUUUGAGCCUUCUCCGGAUGGUGACUACAAGUCUCCAAGCCUCGUCUCGCUCAGGGUGAAGCCCAAAGAGCCCCCCAGCCUGCUGAACUGGACCACGUGAUGGGUUACACAGACACACACUGAGCUGCUCACUCCUCUUCCUGCUCUCGCCUGCUCCUCGCCCAUCUCUUCCUGGAC
Molecule: messenger RNA, 1168 nt
Organism: Phodopus roborovskii (desert hamster)
Lineage: Eukaryota; Metazoa; Chordata; Mammalia; Rodentia; Cricetidae
Gene: Alx3
Product: ALX homeobox 3
Exons: 4
Coding region: 60-1091 (343 amino acids)
Biological process (GO): regulation of transcription by RNA polymerase II
Molecular function (GO): RNA polymerase II transcription regulatory region sequence-specific DNA binding; DNA-binding transcription factor activity, RNA polymerase II-specific
Source: RefSeq, a predicted model, not a curated record